This is a messenger RNA of Panicum virgatum (switchgrass), 634 nucleotides long. RefSeq names its product protein BRICK1. Gene Ontology annotation, cellular component: SCAR complex. The record is from RefSeq and is a predicted model, not a curated record. NCBI's taxonomy places the organism in Eukaryota, Viridiplantae, Streptophyta, Magnoliopsida, Poales, Poaceae. Bases 93 to 347 code for a protein of 84 amino acids. Gene Ontology annotation, biological process: regulation of actin polymerization or depolymerization; actin filament organization; cell motility. The transcript is spliced from 2 exons. Gene Ontology annotation, molecular function: protein-containing complex binding.
UGAGUGGGUUGGGUUGGUGCGCGUCGCUCGCAAUAGCAAAUUAGCAAAGCUUUGCCCUCUUCUCUUCUCAAGCCAAGGCGAAGGCGGCGGGUAUGGGUCGCGGCGGCGGGAUGGGGAACCCCGUCAACGUGGGCAUCGCCGUGCAGGCGGACUGGGAGAACCGCGAGUUCAUCUCCAACAUCUCCCUCAACGUCCGCCGACUCUUCGACUUCCUCCUCAGAUUCGAAGCUACCACGAAGAGCAAGCUGGCAUCUUUGAACGAGAAGCUGGACAUCCUAGAGAGGAAGCUGGAGGUGCUUGAAGUCCAAGUGAGCAGCGCGACGACCAAUCCUUCGGUAUUCAACUAGAAGACACGGUGGUGGGCUGCGUGAACGUGUACCAUGUACGUAUGUAAAGUAGGAGUGGCAUGUAAAACACUGCUGCUAGUAUCAUGUGUUUUGUAAAAUUGUAAAACACUUGUGCAUCGAAGUCAACGUGCAAGCAGCUUUGUGUUUGCGUGGAGGUAACUGACUACUACUGGACAGGGUGACUCGUGCGUGAUGGGUUUGCUGAGUUGUUAUGGCUAGGGGCCAACUGAUUGAUGCAUGAUGCUUGUUUGGAAGUUAAUAAUGCCCAGCCCUCGUUUCUUGCAAGA